UCUCUCUCAAAGGGAAGAUAAGAGAGAAAGCGGACCCAACGAAAAAAAAUAAAAAAGGGUUAGGUGGGUUGGAUCUCUCUCAUGUAAUCGGUGCUCCCUCCCCUCGAAUUUGUUUUCCUUUUAAAAAAAACAUAAAGCCUUCUCCUUUUGGCCGCCUCUAACCCCAGAGAGAUUCUUAUUAUACAGCUGAAUCUUCUUCAAUUUUGUAACUUGAAUCUCUCGACUCUCUCUCUUGACCUAUCCGGAAAGCUAUUUGUUUUGGUUCAUUUGAAUUGGGGUUUUGUUGUCUUAUUAUCCGAGAUGGAGUCUUCAGGUUCCCAGCAUAGUCACAUUGUUGAGGUUAAUGUUGGAAAAUCUGGUGAAGAAAGAAUUAUUGGGGGAAGCAAAGUAUGUGGAGAAGCGCCCUGUGGGUUUUCAGAUUCUAAGAAUGCUUCCGGGGAUGCUGCAGAACGUACUGCUUCUAUGCGUAAGCUUUGUAUCGCGGUUGUGCUGUGUCUAGUGUUCAUGAGCGUUGAGGUUGUUGGUGGGAUCAAAGCCAAUAGUUUGGCCAUUCUUACCGAUGCUGCCCAUUUGCUCUCUGACGUUGCUGCCUUUGCGAUCUCGCUGUUCUCUUUGUGGGCUGCUGGUUGGGAAGCGACUCCGAGGCAGACUUACGGGUUUUUCAGGAUUGAGAUUCUGGGAGCUCUUGUCUCUAUCCAGCUCAUUUGGUUGCUCACGGGUAUUCUGGUGUAUGAAGCCAUUAUCAGGAUUGUUUCCGAGACCAGUGAGGUUAAUGGAUUCCUCAUGUUUCUUGUUUCUGCGUUUGGUCUAGUGGUGAACAUCAUAAUGGCUGUUCUGCUUGGGCAUGAUCAUGGUCACAGUCAUGGGCAUGGGCAUGGGCAUGGGCAUAGCCAUGGUCAUGACCAUCACGAUCACGGCGGAAACCAUAGCCAUGGGGUGACUGUUACUACCCAUCACCAUCAUCAUGAUCAUGGAGAGGACAAGCACCAUGCUCAUGCUCAUGGGGAUGUUACUGAGCAAUUGUUGGACAAAUCAAAGACUCAAGUGGCGGAAAAAGAGAAAAGAAAGAGGAACAUCAAUGUCCAGGGAGCUUAUCUUCAUGUCCUUGGGGAUUCCAUCCAGAGUGUUGGUGUUAUGAUUGGAGGAGCUAUCAUAUGGUACAAUCCUAAAUUGAAGAUAGUGGAUCUUAUCUGUACGCUUGUCUUUUCGGUUAUUGUCUUGGGAACAACCAUCAACAUGAUUCGAAGCAUUCUAGAAGUAUUGAUGGAGAGUACACCCAGAGAGAUUGAUGCCACACAACUCGAAAAGGGUUUGCUCGAAAUGGAAGAAGUGGUGGCUGUUCAUGAGCUCCACAUUUGGGCAAUCACUGUGGGAAAAGUGCUAUUGGCUUGCCAUGUCAACAUCAGACCAGAAGCAGAUGCAGAUAUGGUCCUCAACAAGGUAAUUGAUUACAUCCGCAGGGAGUAUAACAUUAGUCAUGUUACGAUACAAAUCGAGCGCUAAAACUAAAAGCAAAGCAAGAUCUGAUGAGGGAUUUUGUAUCAGCAUUCUCAUUAACAAUAAUAUUAAUAAAGUUUCUACCUUUUUCCA
Molecule: messenger RNA, 1590 nt
Organism: Camelina sativa (false flax)
Lineage: Eukaryota; Viridiplantae; Streptophyta; Magnoliopsida; Brassicales; Brassicaceae
Product: metal tolerance protein 1
Biological process (GO): zinc ion transmembrane transport
Cellular component (GO): plasma membrane
Molecular function (GO): zinc ion transmembrane transporter activity
Source: RefSeq, a predicted model, not a curated record